UCGUAUUAUUAGAAUACAAAAUGUCUGAUGAAACUGAUGAUGAACUCUUUGAGAUAACAGAUUUUACUAAUGCCUCCCCGUGGGAAAGUUUUGUCUCCACCAUUGAAGACAUAUUGCAACAGUGGGGCCUCACUGCAUCCACUUAUUCAGCAGAUUCUGGUUAUUGGCCACAGCAUAGGAAGUCAGAGAAGCUCUCUUAUGUUGGACAUAAUUUCAUUGUUAGCCUCCACGUGUCUGGUGAGAAGAAGCGACCGAUACCGAAACAAUGAGAUGAGGAUUGGCCUGAUGCUAUGGUACAUAUGAUGGAUUCAUCAAGUGAUUUCCCUCCAAGAGCUCAUCAUCAUAUCUCUAGAUGGUAAUAAUUAUCGUAUAGUCGUAUACAUGUACAUGUACCAGUACUUGUAAUUAUUAUUUCUAAUAAUUUCAGGAUGGUGACAUUUGGUGUAAAACUCUUAUAUUAUUUUCUAAUAAUAGACCACCCAGAGUGAGAAUUGCUUGCGUGGGAAGACUAUUACGGUUGUAAGGCGUGGUUUACAAU
Amphimedon queenslandica is the source of this 538-nucleotide messenger RNA. Its product is annotated as rab3 GTPase-activating protein catalytic subunit-like. NCBI's taxonomy places the organism in Eukaryota, Metazoa, Porifera, Demospongiae, Haplosclerida, Niphatidae. The record is from RefSeq and is a predicted model, not a curated record. The coding region runs from base 21 to 269 and encodes 82 amino acids. The transcript is spliced from 4 exons.